Messenger RNA from Gastrolobium bilobum, 2026 nucleotides. Its product is annotated as ethylene-responsive transcription factor ERF060-like. NCBI's taxonomy places the organism in Eukaryota, Viridiplantae, Streptophyta, Magnoliopsida, Fabales, Fabaceae. The transcript has a single exon. The record is from RefSeq and is a predicted model, not a curated record. Gene Ontology annotation, biological process: regulation of DNA-templated transcription. Bases 479 to 1516 code for a protein of 345 amino acids. Gene Ontology annotation, molecular function: DNA-binding transcription factor activity; DNA binding.
GAGCGCAACACGCGUAUAUAAAUCAAGAAAGGUUCACCAUGAGAAUGCAAAGAGUGAAGCUCCCAAAGUGAGGCCACUCAAAAUCAAAAGUGAGAUAACAAAGCUCUCUCUCUCUCUCUCUUAAAUACACCGUUUCCUUGGCCCCUCUCUGUAGUCCUCUGUCUUGGAAAAAUUUAAUCACAGUUUUUUUGUGAAAAACAAAACAAACCCAGGUUCUAAUUUUAUAAAGUCAGGCGAUUCAGGACGAAAUCCAGGUUUUUAAGUUUUUAUUUUAACUUGGUGAAAGUCUCGUUUUUAAUUAAAAAAAUAAGAAGAAGAAGAAGAAACAAUUACAGUCAUUACUUGCAGUUUUGUUUCUACCUGUUCUCUGAUUUUGGAAUUGAGACAGGUUCUAAUUUUAAACCUGUAACUUUGUCAGUCUUUUUUUUUUUAAUUACCUUCUCUUGUUUUUACUUAAUUUCUUCUUGUGUUGUAAAGCAUGGCAACAGCUAUAGAUAUCUACAAUAGCAACAUGACACCGGAAUUCUUAGAUCCUUAUAGUGAAGAGCUGAUGAAAGCACUAAAGCCUUUUAUGAAAAGUGAUUCAUCUACCUCUUCUUCCACCUCGAAAUCACAACCUUCCAGCAUCUCUUGUUCUCCAUUUUCAUCCAAUUCUCUCCCCAAUUUGUAUCCCAACCUCUCCAGCACUUCCCACUUGUUUUCCCAAAGCCAAACCAGUUCCCUUGGGCUCAACCAACUCACCCCAUCACAAAUUCUUCAGAUUCAAGCCCAAAUCUACAUUCUUCAACAACAUCAACAACAGCAGCACGUGGCUGACGUAGCCACAGCUUCUCUCCAACGCAAAAAGUCAACCCAGUUGCAGCACCAAAACGAACACGCCCUUAGCUUCCUCACACCAAAACCCGUUCCUAUGAAGCACGUUGGCACUACACUGAAACCAACAAAACUGUACCGUGGGGUGAGACAGAGGCAUUGGGGAAAAUGGGUCGCUGAGAUCAGACUCCCCAAGAACCGCACUCGUCUCUGGCUUGGCACAUUUGAUACCGCAGAGGAAGCAGCGUUGGCUUAUGAUAACGCAGCAUAUAAGCUUAGGGGUGAGUUUGCACGACUAAAUUUCCCUCAUCUUCGCCACCAUGGAGCCCACGUUUUCGGUGAGUUUGGAGAUUACAAGCCUCUCCCUUCCUCGGUCGAUACCAAGCUCCAAGCUAUUUGUGAAAGCUUAGCCAUUUCACAUAAACAUGGAAACAACGUAGAAAAGCCCUGCACCUCUGUUGAAGAUAGAAAGCCUAUUAUGAUGAUACAUGACAGAGAAUUGGUUUUUCCUGAGUUCGAGGAUGUUAAGUUCGAGAACCCAAAGUUGUGGCCCAUGUCUGAUGAAUCUUUUUCACCCUGUUGUUCUUCGCCUGAAUCCGGUGUUACUUUCUUGGAUUUCUCGGAUUCUAAUCGGUGGGAUGAGACAGAGAAUUUUGGGUUGGAGAAGUACCCUUCUUUGGAGAUUGAUUGGGCAGCUAUAUGAGUCAUGUUGAACUAUUUAGCUUUAUUAUGUUUUCGGUUUGGGUAUAUGUAUUUGUACCUUGUCAUUUAGGUUAUGUUUUGCUGUCUUCGGCAGCAUCUGCAAUGAAAUUUUUGACAUUUGCAGAUGUUAUGAUGAAACAGCUUGCAUAUUUUAGGGUACUAAAUUAGAGUCAUGGUGGUUAUGGUCUAAUGGUUUCUUGGUCUGCUGGUGUUUUUUAUUCCUUGCAUGACUAUAGGAGCUUCUACUUGUGUCUUGGCUACUUGUUCAAAAGUAAUUAAAGUGCCUUUCCAAUAUAUGGUUUUUGGGUUUUAUUAGUGUUACUUAUAUCUUACAUGAUUUAAGUGUUGUUUCCAAUACACACAAAAAUGGAGAGAGAAGGUGGAAUGAUGAAAGAGAAAGAAAAACAUGUGUACCCCACCUCUUUAAUGUGUGUGUAAGAAAGUGAUGUUAUAUCAUGUUACACGAUAAACAUAAAACUCAUGGUUUUUUCUGCUUUUCUUCUUUUGAAGU